UGUGUGGGAGGUGGGGGGAUGGGGUCCCCGAAUUGUAAUUGGCUAACGUUAUGUGAGGCACUGUUUGUUGUUGACAUUUUUUUUUUUAUCCAUCAUAUUUUUGGUAAACAUCACGAAUGAAUGCCACCGAAAGAAACCAUUCAUAAUUUUUUUUUUAUUUUAUUUUAUUGCAUUCUUUCUAACUUCCAGGUGAUCGACGGCGGGACGUCGAAUGGUCGCUCUGACUGAAGAGUGGAGCGGAGGCGGAAGAGGUGUGUUUUCACAACUUUCAGCCUCCGCUCGAGUUUCCUCCGAAACAACAACCGAGGAGAAACGGGAGGAGAACGCAAACAGUCAGAAGGAAGGAGAAGGAGGAGAAGACGCUCGCGCUCCGAACACGGCUACGUCGCGUGCGCACAGGAAGAGUUGCUAGCUUAGGAGUUUUGUUGUUGUUUUCAAACUCAUGUAGUUCAGGAACACCGUCGAUCGGUCGGGACCUGCAGACCUUUGGACUUCAGGCUGAUGUAGCCGACCGAACUUCUGAAAACAACUUUUAAUCACUCCAGAAAUUUUCGGGUUUAUUUUUUUCUUCUUUUGAGCCGUUUCCUUUUGCGGUCCAGCGGUUACGAUUGUCGUAAACGCGACUUUCCCGCGACUUUUGCCGAAACUGCUGGUUGGAUUGUCAGAGGACAGCCCCACGGUGACCGGCGGAGGAUGGGCAACACCAGCAGCGACAGGUCCAGCGGGGAGCGGUUAUACCGGGAUGGACAGGCCGGAGGGAAGGAGGCGCGACCCAACAUCAUGAUGGACAGCAGCGAGGACUCGGACCUCUUUCAGAGGGAAGACGCCAAGGCCCCACAGGAGAUGCAGGAGUUCCUGGCGUGGCAGCAGGACUUGGACUGUGACAGCAAAAGUCCGACACAGGCAAGACCGACUGUGUUCAGAUGGGCCGGCUCCGCCAAAGAAGUCUAUGUUUCAGGAUCUUUCAACAACUGGGCCACCAAGAUCCCCCUUAAUAGAAGCCAGAAGAACUUUGUGGCGAUUGUGGAUCUGCCGGAGGGAGAGCACCAGUACAAGUUUUGUGUGGACGGUCAGUGGACUUUGGAUCCAGCUGGGGCUGUGGCUACGUCCAAAACCGGAUCAGUGAACAAUGUCAUACAGGUGAAGAGAACGGACUUUGAGGUCUUCGAUGCCCUCAGGAUAGACUCUGAGGAGUCAGCCGACAUGUCUGAGUUGUCCAGCUCCCCACCAGGCCCUUACCAACAGAACGCAUACGUGAUCAAACCAGAAGACAAGCUCAAACAGCCUCCCUUCCUGCCCCCUCACCUGCUCCAGGUGUUGCUCAACAAGGACACGGGCAUCUCUUGUGAUCCAACGCUGCUUCCAGAGCCCAACCACGUCAUGCUCAACCACCUUCAUGUUGCUCUGUUUCAGGACGGCGUGAUGGUUCUCAGCGCAACUCACAGGUACAAGAAGAAGUAUGUGACCACCCUCCUCUACAAGCCAAUAUAAACCGUAGCAGCACCGCUCAGGCUUUUAUUUUGAAAUGUUUAAGUCAACAGCGGCUGGUUUUUUGCUGAAACUGGACCAACUCGUAUUCUUGAUUUUAGACACUUGCAACAUGUUUUUUUUUUAAACAAAAAAUUUUUAGGUCAUGCUUGUGAAUAAA
Oryzias melastigma (Indian medaka) is the source of this 1648-nucleotide messenger RNA. It is a transcript of the gene prkab1b, whose product is annotated as protein kinase, AMP-activated, beta 1 non-catalytic subunit, b. NCBI's taxonomy places the organism in Eukaryota, Metazoa, Chordata, Actinopteri, Beloniformes, Adrianichthyidae. The record is from RefSeq and is a predicted model, not a curated record. The transcript has 7 exons. Bases 694 to 1491 code for a protein of 265 amino acids. Gene Ontology annotation, molecular function: protein kinase binding. Gene Ontology annotation, cellular component: nucleus; nucleotide-activated protein kinase complex; cytoplasm. Gene Ontology annotation, biological process: signal transduction.